Solanum stenotomum is the source of this 1234-nucleotide messenger RNA. RefSeq names its product putative pectinesterase 11. The transcript is spliced from 5 exons. Gene Ontology annotation, biological process: cell wall modification. Lineage: Eukaryota; Viridiplantae; Streptophyta; Magnoliopsida; Solanales; Solanaceae. Bases 191 to 1234 code for a protein of 347 amino acids. The record is from RefSeq and is a predicted model, not a curated record. Gene Ontology annotation, molecular function: pectinesterase activity.
UCAAAGUUCUAAAAUUCUUUUUCCUAAGUUUGAGUUUCUAGGUGGACUCAAAAGUUUCGAUCAGAAAAUUAUAUCGUGCAUAUAGAGAAAAACCAAAAAUUCUUUUUGUGCACAUAUAUAUUGUUGAAUUUUCUAGCGUAGCGGAUAAAGGUAUAUCAAAAUUUUUGACUUUGUCACUGUUAUUCAAGAUAUGGCUUUAUUUCACGGGUACACUUCAAUAAUUACAAUUGUUCUAUUAGCUACGAGUUAUUUAGUGAUUUUUUCCGAAGCUACGACCACAUCAUCAAGUCAAUUGUCAAAUGCAAUUUUGAUAAUAGUAGAUCAAUCUGGUAAUGGUGAUUACAAUAAAAUACAAGAUGCAAUUGAUGCAGUGCCUUCAAAGAAUACACAACAUGUAUUUAUUUUGGUAAAGCCUGGUGUUUAUACAGAAAAAGUUGUUGUUCCAAGUGACAAGCCAUUUAUAACAAUUAGUGGGAGAAAAACAACAGUCAAAAAUACUAUAAUUACUGGAAAUGAUUAUGGAGAUAUAUUCAAAUCUCCUACUUUCACUGUUUUUGCUUCUGACUUUGUGGCUAGAUACCUUACAAUUCAGAACACAUAUGGAAGUGGAGAAAAAGCAGUAGCAUUGAGGGUAGAAGGAGAUAAAGCAACCUUUCUGGGUUGUAGAAUUAUGUCUCAUCAAGACACAUUACUUGAUGAUGUUGGUAGACAUUAUUAUAAAAAUUGUUAUAUUGAAGGGGACACUGAUUUCAUAUGUGGAAAUGCUGCUUCUCUAUUUGAGAAAUGUCAUUUGCAUUCGCUUUCGCAAUCGAAUGGGGCUAUAACAGCACACCAUAGGCAAUCACCUCAAGAGAAUACAGGUUUCACUUUCUAUGGAUGUAAGAUUACUGGAGUAAAGAGUGCAAUUCUUGGGAGGCCAUGGGGUGCUUAUGCUAGGGUUGUAUUUGCUCAAACUUACAUGUCAAGUGUUAUACUCCCCAAUGGUUGGGAAGAUUGGAAUGACUCCUCUAGACAAAGGACAUCAUAUUUUGCUGAGUACAAGUGUUUUGGGCCAGGUGCAAGUUCUAAUAAUAGGGUAGAUUGGUUAAGGACUUUGUCUAGUGAAGAAGAUGUGCCCUACUUGAAGGAAAGUAUUAUGGGCCCAAAAAGUUGGACUAGGUCCAAGCCCACACAUUUGACACCUUUAUCUAAAGUCAACUCCAACAGAAUCAACAAAAAGAGAAGCAGCCCAUGA